This is a messenger RNA of Cydia amplana, 1103 nucleotides long. Its product is annotated as aldo-keto reductase AKR2E4-like. Gene Ontology annotation, molecular function: aldose reductase (NADPH) activity. The record is from RefSeq and is a predicted model, not a curated record. Gene Ontology annotation, cellular component: cytosol. NCBI's taxonomy places the organism in Eukaryota, Metazoa, Arthropoda, Insecta, Lepidoptera, Tortricidae. The transcript is spliced from 7 exons. The coding region runs from base 111 to 1085 and encodes 324 amino acids.
UGACUAUUAAUCAAACGACCCAGCGUCGUGACCGGUUUCUUGAUGGUUGAUAUAACAUGUGAGGGCGUUUGCGCAGCUUGCACAACCAGUAUACCCGCGGUGCUCUCAAGAUGUGGUUCGCGAUCCUACUGUGUCUCGGAAUUCAGACGAUAAUGGCGGGCAAGGCACCCGUCAUCGAGCUGAACGACGGGAAUAAGAUACCAGUCGUGGCUCUUGGCACCGGCAGAGGGACCGCGAAAGAUGCACCUAUCGACGAAGUUCGUCAAGCAGUGCUCUGGGCUAUCGAGGAGGGUUAUCGCCACAUAGACACUGCUGCCAUCUAUCACGACGCGCCGCAAGUGGGACAGGGGAUCGCCGACGCCAUCGCCAAAGGCUUGGUCAAGAGGGAAGACUUGUUCGUCAGCACUAAGUUAUGGAACGACAGGCACGCCCAAGACCAGGUGGUGCCGGCGCUCCGGGAGUCCCUCAAGAGACUCUGUUUGGACUACGUCGACCUUUUCCUGAUCCACUUCCCGAUAUCGCUGAAUGCUGACGGGUCGCCCUCAGACGUAGAUUACGUAGAAACGUGGAGGGGAAUGGAAGAGGCCAAGAUGCUAGGCCUCGCCAAGUCCAUUGGGGUGUCCAACUUCAACAGCUCUCAACUGGACAGACUGUUCCAGAACAGUCAGGUCAAGCCUGCUGUUAAUCAAGUAGAGGUUAACCCAACUCUAACACAGGAGCCCCUAGUGUCCCACUGUCAGAAACUAGGUGUGGCCGUUAUGGCAUACAGCCCGUUCGGAUUCCUCGUCUCUCGCGAUACUAAGGACUCGCCUCCACCCCGCAUUGAUGAUCCUACGCUGGUCGCCAUUGCGAAUAAAUACGGGAAGAGCACCAGUCAAGUUGUUCUACGGUAUCUGCUCGACCGAGGCCUAAUCAUCAUACCCAAGUCUACAAACCAGAAGCGCCUGGCGCAGAACCUGGACCUGUUCGACUUCAAGCUGACGGCCGAGGAGGUGGCCACCAUAGGACAGUUCAACAAGAACGUUAGGGUCAUCGACCCGAAGACCUGGAAGGAUUUUCCUAACUACCCCUUUGAGAGGGAUUAAUUUUCUUUUUAUUGGUUA